Messenger RNA from Xiphias gladius (swordfish), 962 nucleotides. It is a transcript of the gene polr2l, whose product is annotated as RNA polymerase II, I and III subunit L. Bases 151 to 354 code for a protein of 67 amino acids. The record is from RefSeq and is a predicted model, not a curated record. Gene Ontology annotation, biological process: transcription by RNA polymerase II; transcription by RNA polymerase I; tRNA transcription by RNA polymerase III. Gene Ontology annotation, molecular function: DNA binding; zinc ion binding; DNA-directed RNA polymerase activity. Gene Ontology annotation, cellular component: RNA polymerase I complex; RNA polymerase III complex; RNA polymerase II, core complex. Lineage: Eukaryota; Metazoa; Chordata; Actinopteri; Istiophoriformes; Xiphiidae. The transcript is spliced from 3 exons.
AUUUUGAAGUUUUCGGGCCGGAACUCUUCUGACUGCCGUUGCAGCAGGAGCGAACGAGGGAAGCUGCCAUCAUUUUUUCGCAGCUAUUUUCUGUCAGAAUAACAGAAAAUUAAAGCUUUAGGUUAACUAGAUUGGUGACGGUGUCCUACAAUGAUCAUCCCUAUCCGGUGCUUCACGUGUGGGAAGAUCGUGGGUAACAAGUGGGAGGCAUACCUCGGCCUACUCCAAGCCGAGUAUACUGAGGGUGAUGCCCUUGAUGCCCUGGGCCUGAAGAGAUACUGUUGUCGGAGGAUGCUCCUUUCUCACGUGGAUCUUAUUGAGAAAUUGUUGAAUUAUGCUCCACUGGAGAAGUGAUUGCAGCUGGCUACCUUCAAGAAUGCAUGGACUUUGUGGGGCUGUCGCAUGGACAGAUUUAUAUUAUUAUGGUGAUGUGACAGAAAAUGCCAACCACUGUGAAGACUUGUGAAACUUAAAUUUUGUGCACCUCUUUGAAGAUUUUUUUUUUUUUCUAAAUAAAGCUGUUAAAUGACAUUAUUACCUGUAUUACUGGCUUAUCUAGCUGCCAACAUCUUUCUCCAGGAAACUAAAGUGAAAAUGAGUUUGCACGCUUGUGCUGUAUCAGUGCACUGUGCAUUAAAGCAAAGUUUCACCUCAUCUUAGGGAAAAUGAUUGGAUUCAACAUCGUAAAGAGACCCGUAUCAGACCUUUGGAAAGCUGGGUUAAUCAAACGUUGUCCAAUGCAUGUGAAUCAUUGUCUGAUCAAUCAAUAGCAAUUGAAGUAUACAGUAACUUAGGUGUUUUGACUGCUUCAAGUUCAAAUACCGUUUUCAAUGUCUCACUGGCAUAUGAACAUACAAAUGUAGGAGAUAUAAUUACUAGAUCUUUGUGGUCCUCAUUCAGCAAAUGCAAUAGGUCUUAAAUGGCUGAGGAAAAUAAAAUGCUGGAAUUAUAUUUUCAGGAAA